AACCUGCAAAAAGUUAUACUUAUUUUUAUUUUUCAAAAAUAAUAUGAGAGAUUUAAUUAAUUAUAUGAUUCAACACAUACAUUAAAAUAAUAUUGAUAAAAGUUAUUAAAAAUGUAAAAUAUAAUGGUCUGUAUUAGUUGAACACAAAAUUAGUUAUUGUGUUGUUUGGAAACAUAUUUAGUAGUAUAAUAUUGGUUUUCAUAUUAUCCUUAAUGAAGUUCUAAUUUUUUUAUUAAUUCCAAAUGACAUUUAAUGUAAUAUAAUGCAUGAGUGGAGGCUUACUACUCAUACAUUAUAUUACAUUUUAAAUAUUGGGUGGAGGCUUAGAGCAGGUUUAUUGCAGUGGCUUAAAUGAAUUGCUUAAGACUAAUUGUAAUUAAAAUAAAUGAUAAAAGGAAAAAAGAGAAAAGGUGUUGCUUAAUUUGGCACGGGAAGCGUCGUUGCUUCUUUGCCAGGUGUUGCACCGGGACAGGCUGGAGAAAAGGUGACCCUAGCGUCCUUCGCAUUUUUUCUUUUCCUUCAUUUCUUUCUCUCUUUUUCUCUCCUCGCUACGGCGAAAGGCGAAAUCCGAUGCGAUCGAUGGGACUGUUCGACGCCACGGCUGCGUCUCAGUGGGUGGCUGUCGUCGACGACGGCUAACGACGGCCUCUCUAUCUGUUGCUCUCCUCCACCAAGGAAAACGGUGACAUCUCUCUCUGUUUCCUUCCUCUCCUAGGCGAAAGGGGAGAUCUUUCCCGAUCGGUGGUUCUGUUGGACGAUCAGGCGACGUCUCCGUCGGUGGCUGUCGUCGAGGAAGGGCCACGACGAUCUCCCUAUCUGUCUCUUUCCUCUCCUCGGCGGAACUCCUCGGCGGAAUCGUUGCGAGCUCUAUCUCAGGCGAAUCGAAGGUAAAGAUUUGUUAAUAUGAUGCAUGUAUUUGAUUUUGAUUAUGCAUGUAUUUGAUUUAGAUUUUCUCGAACAGAUCAAGAAUUUUAAUAUGAGGAACAUGAUAAAUUUGGAUUUGAUUUUUUUUCUGUCAUGUUCUUGUGAGAUGGAAUGAUCAAGAGCCAGACGAUUCUUCAUUCAAAAGGCAUAAGAUCAAGGGUUACAUGUUAAAGGUUGGUUGAUCAAGAUGCAAUGGCAAGGUUCGUGAGAUAAAAGCCCUACGCUUGUUGAUAGAGGUAAACCCCUCUCUUUGCUAUUGUGAAUAUGAUAAAGCAUUGUGUGGUAGUGUAAAUGUAAAUGUUGAUGGUUAGGUUAGGUGAACACUGUAAUAAAUGUGAUGGUUAGGUUAUGGUUGUGUUAAGAUAAUAAGUGUAGUUAUGGAUUGAUACAUAUCGAUGGUCUUGUGUGUUAAUUGCGGUAGAUAUAUGUCCUCUCGAACUGGUUGUGAUCAAUGCUUCUCUUCCUCCAUUUAAACUCUGUCCUUGGCCUCUCUCUUGAGUCUCAUCUCUUCUUUCUCAUCUUCGCAUCUCUCUUGAGUCUUAUCUUUUCUUUCUCAUCUUUGCAUCUCUCUUGAGUCUUAUCUCUUCUUUCUCAUCUUUGCAUCUCUUUUGAGUCUUAUCUCUUCUUUCUCAUCUUGAAGUAUGGAUUCCUAUCCAUAUAGGCAGAAUCCAAAGUUUGUUGACUUACUCAAUAGUCAACAAGACAUUGGAUUUGGAUCCUAUGAAGAUAGUGUAGAGCUAUAUUCAACCCAAGUUCCUUUUCUUGCCACUCAAGGUACCGCUGAUUCAGCCUUCAACGGCGACACUCCUGCUGGCCAUCGUGAACGAAGAACUUGGACACCAGCGGACGAUGUGGUGCUGAUCAGCUCGUGGUUAAACACGAGCAAAGAUCCAGUUGUUAGCACCGAGCAAAAGUCAGGCGCUUUCUGGACAAGAAUAGCAGCCUACUUUGCUGCAAGUCAUCAAGAUGGUGGCUCCGAACAGAGAGGGGCUAGUCAUUGCAAGCACCGUUGGCAGAAGAUAAAUGAUCUCGUUUGCAAAUUCUGUGGAGCUUAUGAAGCUGCAAGGAGAGAGAAGACAUCAGGUCAAAACGAAAACGAUGUGCUCAAACUUGCUCAUCAAAUAUUUUUCAACAACCAUAAGAAGAAAUUCCUCCUUGAACACGCGUGGAAGGAACUGAGGCACGACCAGAAGUGGUGUGAGCUUUCAUCUGCUAAGAAUGAAGGAACCUCUAAAAAAAGAAAGGCUGAGGAUGGUGGUGAUUCUUCAACAUCUCAAGCAGAUUCUAAGAAGCGCCCACCAGGUGUUAAAGCCUCAAAGGCGAGUGGUAAGAAGACGUUUGAUCCAGACAAGCAAGUAGAGGAGUUUGAGAGGAUUUGGAAAAUCAAGCAGAAGGAAAUUGAUGCUAAGGAACGCCUGUCUAAGAUGAGCCUGCUUGAUAGUCUUAUUGGAAAAAAAGAACCUUUGCUUGAGUAUGAAGAAUCCCUUAAGAAAAAGCUAAUCAAUGACUUAUUCUGAUUGUAGUUCUUGUUCUGUUUGUUGUUCUGUUUGUUGUUGUCUUUCAGUUUCU
Molecule: messenger RNA, 2493 nt
Organism: Brassica napus (rape)
Lineage: Eukaryota; Viridiplantae; Streptophyta; Magnoliopsida; Brassicales; Brassicaceae
Product: glutathione S-transferase T3-like
Exons: 2
Coding region: 1566-2441 (291 amino acids)
Source: RefSeq, a predicted model, not a curated record